AUGGACAACAGACCUGCCUCCGAGUACGCGCAGUCAGACCAGGCUUCUGCUGCUGCCACUGCUCAAUACACGCCUCAGCAAGAGGUCCGUCCUACCCCUCAGUACACGCCUCAACCCGAGGUUAGACCUACCUCUGCCGCCGCCGCCAAUAUUUCGUCCUCCAACACACCGCAGUCUGACUACGGUCUGAACCAGCCGCCCGCCGCGCGCUCACCCGCUUAUCCGGACUACCUCGCUCGCCCGCCUCAAUACCAUCACGCCCCCAACACCCAGGCCGGUGGUGCGGCAGGUAUGGCUCAAGCAACAAAUCCCUCAAUCGCGGCCUCUAGCCCUACCUAUCCUCCUCCCUAUUCGCCGUAUCAGCCUCAAGGUCAUGACAUGGCCCAGUAUCAAGGUCAUCCUCCCCCGCCGCCUCCUCAGAUGUAUGGGCGUCCGGAAUGGUCGCAUGGUUAUGGACAGCACCAGCACGGUCUUCCUGGACCCUAUAGCGCUCCUGCUACAACGGUUGGUCCCGCCUCCCCUGCUGCGACCGCAGGGCCGCGCCCUGGCCAGGUUUACUCUUUUGUGCCCAUUCCUGGGGCGCAACAGCACAAACGACCCCGACGUCGCUAUGAAGAAAUCGAACGUAUGUACAAGUGUGGCUGGAACGGGUGCGAAAAGGCUUACGGUACUCUCAACCACCUGAAUGCCCACGUUACUAUGCAGUCGCACGGAGCCAAACGGACUCCCGAAGAAUUCAAAGAAAUUCGCAAGGAAUGGAAAGCUCGAAAGAAGGAGGAAGAAGCUCAGCGUAAAGCUGCCGAGGAGCGUGAACGUGCUGCCGCCGCUCAAGCCGCUCAGGCGAACCAGGUUGAUGCUCCCGGUCCUACCGAUCCUGCGCAGGGUCAACCUCCUGCUUACGCUGGCGGUGUCCGCCCUCAGCUGCCGCCAAUUGGCUACCAACCUGCCGACGGCCAAGUACCGGGGCAGUACGGCGGUGCCAGUGGCAUGGUGUAUCAGGGUAAUGGCCAGAUGGCCUAUCCUCCAAACUACCCUCACUCCCCGUAUGGACAAAGCGGGCAGGUGUAUCAGCAACAAAACCAAUCGGCCAGCUACCCACAAUAG
Aspergillus lentulus is the source of this 1104-nucleotide messenger RNA. Lineage: Eukaryota; Fungi; Ascomycota; Eurotiomycetes; Eurotiales; Aspergillaceae. The record is from RefSeq and is a predicted model, not a curated record.